This is a messenger RNA of Prunus armeniaca (apricot), 282 nucleotides long. Lineage: Eukaryota; Viridiplantae; Streptophyta; Magnoliopsida; Rosales; Rosaceae. The record is from the annotation of a GenBank genome assembly.
AUGACAACUUAUAACAUUGGUGCUCAAACAACACAACGAGGUUCUUCAAAUCCACUCACCACCAACACUUUAGUUGUGAAUUUAUAUUUUUGUGAAUGCUUGAGAACUUGCGGUUUUAAACCGCUAAUUCGCGGUAAACGACCGCAUUUUGCGGUUUACCGCAAUGCGGUAAACCGCAAAAUGCGGUCGGUUUGCGGUAUCAAAAAUCACCAAACCGCAAAUAGUCGGUCGGUUUGCGGUUUGAGUAAAAAUUCGCGGUUACCGAACCGCAACCACCCCUAA